Molecule: messenger RNA, 1095 nt
Organism: Talpa occidentalis (Iberian mole)
Lineage: Eukaryota; Metazoa; Chordata; Mammalia; Eulipotyphla; Talpidae
Gene: ZC2HC1B
Product: zinc finger C2HC-type containing 1B
Exons: 8
Coding region: 210-872 (220 amino acids)
Source: RefSeq, a predicted model, not a curated record
GUGAGUUAUUUUUUCUAAGUUCUUCAAGCCUUUUCAAGGUUCAAGCUGUGACACCAUCACAAUUCUUAAUUAUUUGGUAAACUGAAUUCCUUGCUGCAGACAGGUUCUCAGUGACCCUGGUUCAUAUGCCCAUGAACCAGGGCACAUGAAUGUUUUAUCUGGACUAUUCUGAGAAAAAUCUCUGGGCACUGGUCUGAGUUUGAAACAAAAUGACUGACGCAGAACUGAUUUUAGCAGAUGGCAAUCAGAAAUUGUUUCCCUGUGAAGUCUGUGGAAGACGCUUUGCAGCAGAUGCUCUGGAAAGGCAUGGACCAAUAUGUAGGAAACUCUUCAACAAAAAGCGUAAACCUUUCAAUUCCUUAAAGCAAAGAUUACAGGGCACGGACAUUCCCACUGUGAGGAAGGCCCCUCAAACCAAGGCUCAACCUGUGAGGAAAUCUAAUUGGCGACAACAACACGAAGACUUCAUAAAUGCAAUUCGCACAGCAAAGCAGUGCACACUGGCCAUUAAAGAAGGCCGGCCGCUCCCACCUCCACCCCCUCCGUCCAUCAACCCAGAUUAUAUUCAAUGCCCAUACUGUAGGAGAAGGUUUAAUGAAACUGCUGCCAGUCGACAUAUUAAUUUCUGCAAGAACCAAUCUUCUCGCCGAGUCUUUGAUCCAGCCCAGACAGCAGCCAAAUUAGCAUCCAGAGCACAGGGUAGGCCUCAGAUGAGUCCAAAAACCGACCCAACUGUAACAAGAGCUGUGGGAACUCUGCUACAGAACAGGGCCCUGGAGGGCCCCAGUGUGGUUUCAGCUGGGUCGGCAGUGGACCCUGCUUCUGGAGCAAAACUCAGACCAGGAUUUACUAAAUCUCCUAAAAAAGAUUAACUCGUCGAGGCCAGACUGGCUCCCUGCAGCUCCUCAGCCGGGGUGACCAUCUACCCAGGAAUGCCACCUAAGGAGGAACAGCAGACAUCUGUUUAUAGACCUCUUCAGACAUCACGUACAAGUAAAAACUAGCCUCAAAUUCUCCUGUAUACACCCUACAAAAAUUUUAAAACAAAAUCAUUAAAGAACACCUCCAUAUGAAUAAUGCUUGACUUAAAAAUUC